Molecule: messenger RNA, 258 nt
Organism: Penicillium malachiteum
Lineage: Eukaryota; Fungi; Ascomycota; Eurotiomycetes; Eurotiales; Aspergillaceae
Exons: 2
Coding region: 1-258 (85 amino acids)
Source: RefSeq, a predicted model, not a curated record
AUGGUCCGGCGACCUACCAAUAUCCCCCAGCACAACAUGGUCCAGCCUACCAAUAUUCCUCAACAGAACCCACACGAAAUAUACAUCCCCAAUCGACAGCAAGUAUCCAAGCUCCCAGCGCUCUUCGAAUCGAAAAGAAAAAUGGGUCAAAUGCAUGUGAGGAAUGUCGACAAAGGAAACGAAGAUGUGAUGAAGGGAGACCAAGAUGCACGAGCUGUGCUAUGGAAAAUCUGCAAUGUGAUUAUAGAAUACCUCUAA